UAUUUAUCAACAAUUAAUGAACAUUUGCAAAAGGUUGCUCAUAUAGCUGUGCGCAAUAUUGCAACAAUAGCUGGAAACUUAGUUAUAAAAAAUAGGAAUCCUGAAUUUCAAUCGGAUAUAUUUCUGUUGUUAGAGACUGUCGGAGCUCAAGUUACUAUAGCAAAUUCCGUAUUAAGUAAAAGAACGUAUAGUAUGCAGGAUUUUCUUAAACAACAAUUAAAAGGGAAAAUAGUUAUGGAUGUGAUGCUACCUCCGUUAAAUAAUAGUAAUAAAAUUGUGACAUAUAAGAUAGCAGCUCGGGCACAAAAUGCGCAUGCAAUAGUAAACGCUGGAUUCUUGUAUGAAAUAACAUUAAAAGGCAAAGUGUGUUCAGCUAGAAUUACAUAUGGCGGAUUGUCUCCAAAGUUUAUCAGAGCAAUUAAAACAGAGAAUUGUCUCAUAGGCAAACCACUUUUUGAUAACGCUACCUUGCAGUUGGCCAUACAAAGUUUAAUUAAAGAGCUAAUUGUGACUGAAAAUCCUCCGGAACCAUCGGUAGCCUAUCGCAAACAUUUAGCCAUCUCCUUGUUUUAUAAGGGUUUACUCUCAAUUUGUCCACCAAAUAUACUAUCAUUACCGUUCCAAUCCGGUGGUACUGAGAUACAUGAUAGUCGGCAGUUGUCGAGCGGUAGACAAACUUUUGAAACCGACCCUUCUUUGUGGCCGUUAAACCAACCCGUUAUGAAGUUAGAAGCGCAGAUACAAUGUUCAGGAGAAGCACAUUAUGCUGAAGACGUGCCACCGAUCCCUAAAGAAGUAUUUGCCUCGUUUGUAUUGAGCACAGUACCAUUGGGAACUUUGGAAUCCAUUGAUGCAAGCGAGGCUCUGAAGCAACCUGGCGUCAUAGCAUUUUAUUCAGCAAAAGACAUACCUUGUGUAAAUUCAUUUACACCGGCGGGUACGGUGUUUUAUGAAAAAGACGAGGAAUUAUUGUGUGCCAAGGAAAUUAAAUAUUACAACCAAGCUAUAGGAAUAAUUGUAGCAGAAACACGCUACAUAGCAGACGUUGCCGCUAAAUUGGUAACCGCCAAGUACAGCAAUGUUCGAAAGCCGAUACUGGAUAUUAAGAUAGUCAAAGAUGACUCUAGCCGACGUACUCUGUACACAACGCAUGCUGCCACAGACAGAGGGACUAAAGUCUGUAAAAAGAUAACCGGAGAGAACACUAUAUACGGCCAGUAUCAUUUCAGUAUGGAAACCUUAGUAUGUGUUUCACAACCGACGGAGCAAGGGAUGAAAGUGCGUCCUUCAUCUCAAUGGAUAGACAGUGUACAAGUAACGACUUCUCGAGCCUUGAACUUGCAACAAAACUGUAUCGAUGUCUACGUUCGUCGAAUUGGUGGCGCAUUUGGCAUAAAGAUAUCGCGGUCAAAUCAAGUGGCAGUGGCUUGUAACUUGAUUGUUCAAAAAUUAAAACGACCUUGUCGGUUUAUUCAAUCCCUCACCACUAAUAUGAGAACCGUCGGAAAAAGAUUACCAUGUACCAUUACUUUUGAGAUAGAAGUUGAUGAUAAAGGAACCAUUCAAUGUUUAAAAUACAAUUUUUAUGAAGACAACGGGUAUAUUGUUAACGAACCUUUCAUAAUGAUCGGCGACGGCGUCUACAAUAACUGUUAUAGAGCAGCGCGUUGGGAGUACGCCUCCUACAACUGCGUCACCGACAGCGCCUCCAACUCAUGGUGCAGGGCUCCAGGUUCAUUGGAAGCUAUCUUUAUGGCUGAAUGUAUUAUGGAAAGAAUAGCAUACGAGAUGUCAGUGGAUCCUCUUCAAGUACGUUUAGCCAAUUUGGAUACAGACAAUUACAGCGAUUUGCUAGAAAUGAUAGACACAAUAAAAGGAAGCUCAGAUUAUGCUAGUCGACGGCUCCAGGUUGAAAAGUUCAAUAAAGAAAAUAGAUGGAAGAAACGAGGCUUAAGGUUUUCAUUGAUGAGAUGGUCUCCAGCUGGCACUACAAUAUACAUCACCACUCUAUCAGUCUAUCACGGCGAUGGUUCUGUAGAUAUCGUACACAGUGGCGUCGAAAUGGGUCAAGGUAUCAAUACUAAGGCGGCUCAAGUUUGCGCUUACUUUUUAAAAAUACCCCUAAGCCUUAUAAAAAUUAAGCCAAAUAAUACUAUAAUUGCAUGUAACGGAUUCAUAACCGGUGGAAGUCUAGCCUCGAUAUUUACCUCUUUAGGUGUAGAAAAAGCCUGCAAAGAGUUAUUGGAAAGACUGCAACCUAUACGAGAGCAACUUGGAAACCCGACUUGGAAGGAACUUAUCGUUGCUGCACAUGAACAAAACGUAAAUCUGCAGGCGCACGGUUUUGUUAAUCGAAACGAUGUUCAGAAUUUUAAUGUAUACGGUGUAGCGGUUACUGAAGUAGAAGUUGACAUUUUAACAGGCCAGUCUGAAGUAACCAGGGUUGACUUAUUAGAAGAUGCAGGCAUGAGUGUCAAUCAGGACGUGGAUGUUGGUCAAGUAGAAGGAGCUUUUGUUAUGGGUCUUGGAUAUUGCACGAGUGAGCAUUUAGUAUAUGAUCCUAAGACCGGAGAAAAUUUGACAAAUCGGACCUGGAAUUAUUUCGUGCCACAAGCGAGAGAUAUACCGCAGGACUUUCGGAUUAGUUUUAAAAAAAAAUCCCAAGGACCUUCGGCUUUUCUAGGGUCUAAAGCGAUUGGAGAACCGCCGAUGUGUUUGUCAGUGGGCGUGACAUUCGCAAUGAGAGAAGCAAUAACUUCAGCCAGGUCCGACUCUGGGAUAUCUCCAACCAAAUGGUUUCAAAUUGAUGGACCUUGGACCGUGGAACGUAUCUGUUUAGCUGCUGAUACCAAAUACGAAGAUUUCAAAUUUAAUUAGUUUAAUUAAUACUGUAAAGCUAAAAAAGAGAUAAUUUUGUUAUUGAUUGCUUUAUGUUAAUUUUUUACAACUGAUAUCUCAUAUUUUUAUUACAUUCGGUUAUUUUGCCAUUCUCGUUGAAGUUCGUGAGUCUCAGCCUUCGUUCAGACGUCACAAUACAUCAGGCAAGCUAUUUCAAGUGAUACUGAACAGGUUUUUAAUUAAGUUACAAUUAAAACACAUCAUUUGAUA
This is a messenger RNA of Papilio polytes (common Mormon), 3108 nucleotides long. Its product is annotated as xanthine dehydrogenase-like. The coding region runs from base 193 to 2877 and encodes 894 amino acids. The record is from RefSeq and is a predicted model, not a curated record. Gene Ontology annotation, molecular function: iron ion binding; oxidoreductase activity. The transcript has 13 exons. Lineage: Eukaryota; Metazoa; Arthropoda; Insecta; Lepidoptera; Papilionidae.